AUGAAGCCUUCUAGCUCUAACACGGGCUUCUUCCAAGAACUUCCGGUCCUGCCAAACCAAUUUUUUGAUGAUGCCAGCUUUCAGAGAGCAUUGAGACUUUUCGUUCCAAAAGAUGUCGUCAGCCGUGUUGAGGUCGAGAUCGCCCAACUCGGCGAAGACGUCCUGUCCGACCAGGUUUUCGAAUGGGUCACGGAAUCUGAACACAACAAGCCGUACCUGAAGGGCAACGGCCGCGAUUCUUUUGGGAGGCCAAAAACCGAACUCGUUGUCGGCGAGGGAUGGCGCGGCCUGCAGAACUUUGGCAUCGCAAAGGGCAUCGUCGCCACCGGAUACGACACUUCUCUCGGGUCGUCUGCUCGCGUGAUCCAGUUUCUGAGAAUACACCUAUGGAGCCCCUCCGCGUCGAAUGUGACCUGUCCGUCGGCCAUGCAAGACGGCGCGGCGAGACUGCUGCAGCUGCACCUGGCUAACGGCGAUCUGGAUCCCACUCAACGCAAAGUUCUCGACAACGCCUUGCAGCACCUCCUGUCCAGAGACCCCGCAAAGGCAUGGACCAGUGGACAGUGGAUGACGGAACGAAUCGGCGGUAGCGAUGUGUCGCUUACGGAGACAGUCGCGACGUACGAACCGUUAACGCAACCAGGCCUGGCGAACGCCGAGGAAAACGUCCCUCUCGGCCCGUGGUCUAUAUCCGGCUUCAAGUGGUUCUCGAGUGCUACGGACUCGGCGAUGAGCGUCCUUCUGGCAAGAACCCAAAACGGCAUCAGCGCAUUUUACGCGCCAAUGAGGCGGCAUGAUCCGUCAGCAAAGACCAUGAUUGGGAAGUCCAAAGGAACUGGCGGAAUGGAGUUGAACGGGGUUCGGAUCCAACGACUCAAGAACAAAUUCGGUACCCAGUCUCUGCCCACCGCUGAACUAGAGCUGGAGGGUAUGAGAGGCUGGUUACUUGGAAAGGAGGGCCGCGGCAUCAACGAGAUCAGCACGAUUCUCACGCUCACGCGGAUACACUCUGCCGUUGGUGCUGUGAGUUACGUUGGCCGCGGGUUAGCCAUCGCGAGAGCGUAUGCCAAAGUUAGGCAAGUUGGCGCGGGACGAGGCAAGAGGAUGCUGCUCGCCGAAAGCCCCUUGCACAUGCAGACACUGGCAGAUAUGACCGCAGAGUAUCACGGUCUCAUGUUGCUUACAUUUUUCACAUCCUAUCUCUUGGGCUUAGACGAGCACCCUCAGACGAAGAAGUCAGGGCUGCCCCCGCCGCUUGCCUCUAUAACCCCAGACCAAAAGCACAUCGCACCCCUGCUGCGAGUUCUCACGCCGCUCUGUAAGGCGUACGUCUGCAAGAAGUCGAUCCCGCUGCUGUACAGCUGCAUGGAAGCUCUAGGUGGUGUCGGCUACUUAGUGAACGAGGAAACAGAGUACCUCAAUAUCUCACGCAUCUAUCGCGACUGCUGCGUCCUCUCAAUCUGGGAAGGAACGACCGAUGUUCUGGCAACAGAUUUCCUGCGGGCGCUGAAACAUCCAAAGGGUGGCCAGGAAUCCAUCGAUGCCCUGGACGCCCUCCUCGGCAACUCGAACAACUGGUCUCAGGUUGCCGAGGCGAGUUCCUCCGCAUGGACGCCGUCCGACUCAUGGCAAUCAGUCAAGACGGAGAUAACACGGGGCUCGCAAGAGGACCUCGUCGGAGAUGCGCGGUCGAUCCUGUGGACGGUAGCUGAGGCUCUCACGAGGGUGCUGCUACACGCGGACGCGAGCAGGGAUGGCAGCGAGCCGGCGUUCGAUAUACUCUCGCGCUACAGGAUCCGCACCAGAGGUGAGACCUCUGUCGGCAGAGCGGCUAAGGCUUCGGACGAGCCGCAGGGCAGCAAGGAGAGGCUCGCGAGGAACCAUGCCAUUGUGUACGGACGGUCGGGAGGGCCAGAUGCGUCGCCGGCGCUGUCAAAGUUGUGA
Messenger RNA from Colletotrichum chrysophilum, 1944 nucleotides. RefSeq lists its product as uncharacterized. The transcript is spliced from 2 exons. The coding region runs from base 1 to 1944 and encodes 647 amino acids. The record is from RefSeq and is a predicted model, not a curated record. Gene Ontology annotation, molecular function: oxidoreductase activity, acting on the CH-CH group of donors. NCBI's taxonomy places the organism in Eukaryota, Fungi, Ascomycota, Sordariomycetes, Glomerellales, Glomerellaceae.